Molecule: messenger RNA, 2532 nt
Organism: Centruroides sculpturatus (bark scorpion)
Lineage: Eukaryota; Metazoa; Arthropoda; Arachnida; Scorpiones; Buthidae
Exons: 4
Coding region: 176-2209 (677 amino acids)
Source: RefSeq, a predicted model, not a curated record
UUGUAUCCGAAUACUGUCGGUUAUUGUAAACUGCAGGUCGGAUUCCGUUGUCAGAUUAAUUUCGCUCAAGCAAUUGAACAACGUGCUUAAGUGGAUCCUAAACAAAGUCCACAAUUUUUUUAAAAUAAUCCUUCAGACACUCGCUAAAAGUGUUUCAGUUCUUAUAAAUUCCGUCAUGUCACAAGUUUAUGGAUCUACUAAAACAGGAAAUGGUGCACUCAAUGAAAUAUUGGAUGAAGACGAAUUAGAAAUAUUUCAAAAAAAUAAAGAGCGACUGAAGAAAUUUUACUCAAGACAAAACAGUUAUAUGAGGUCUUUCUUAUGGAAAAAUAAAAGAAGAGAUUUUCCUUUAAACGAUUAUUACGUUAAUUUAAAACUACAAGAAACGGAUAAUUUUGGUAGUUCAAUUGGUGAAAUUCUCGAUAUCAAGGAUAUAUUUAAAGAGGUAAAUGAUGGACAAACGAUCAUUCUUGUAUGUGGGAAUCCUGGUUCUGGAAAAACUACAUUGUGCAAGAAGAUUGCGUACGAUUGGGCCGUCGAUAAUCCCUCAAACAAUUACUUAAGUCAUUUUGACUUUGUUGCAUUCUUAACAUUAAGAGAACUUCAGUAUAAGAGUGUGGAGAAUGCAAUUCUAGAAGUAUUUUGGGGAACUUCAUAUCAACCAGAAAUAACGAAGAAAAUACUAAAGGCAAAUUUAAAUAUAUUAAUUAUUUUAGAUGAAUUAUGUGAAGAUUACGUCUAUCUUCAUACAAAUGGAUGCGAAAAUUUCUUAAAUAAUUUCUUUGGUAUUUUUCGAAAAUUGACCAUUAUUGUGACGAGUCAUCCUCGUUGUGCAGAAGAAAUAAGAGAAUCCGUGAAUUUUCGAUUUCAUCUUAAAGGAUUUUCACCCGAACAGCAAGAAGAAUACGCGAAGUUGGUAUUCAAACAAGACGUUGAUAAAACACAAAGAUUCCUUAAAAUAUUAGAAAACGAAUUUUAUUUCUUUUUGUCUAAACGUCCGUUAUUCUUGCAUAUGCUUUGUUGUAUGCACAGGAUUAAUCAAUUAGAAAAUAUACACAGAAAGACAGAUUUGUAUAUUUAUAUAAUGCAAUUGAUUACAAACAGAUCAAAGAGAAAACUUGAGAAAAAUUUCCAAGUGCCAAUAGAAAAGUAUUUUUCAUUCGAAGGAGUUUUAGUUACAUUAGGAAAAUUAAUUUACGAGAAAAAUUCUGUUAAAAAAGUACGAUUCUAUCCCUUCGAUAAGGAACAAAAACUUACAUUCGACGAAUUAAAUCGAAAUAACAUUAUUGAUUGUGAUUUGGAUUUUCUUACUUACUGCUUUGACAUUGACGAUAAUCCUUACUUUGAUUUCGUACACGAGACCAUCAAAGAAUUUCUCGUCGCCCUGUAUUUGUAUGAGAACCCUGAAUUGCCUUUCCUGAAUGUCACUAGCGAUUCUACAGUACCAUUUGUUACAGAGUUUACAACUGAUCACAAUUUUCUUAUAUUUUACUUCGGUUUAUUUCGAAACGAUAAAAUUCCAGAAACUUGCUUUAAUAAUUUAAAAAAAGUUGUGUUUUCGUUGGAUCUUUCGAUAAUAAUAUACAACGAAAUCGUCAAUGAAGAAGACAAGACAUUAUUUUCGAGCACAAUUAAAAAGUACGUAUACUCUAACAAUUUACGUAUUAACAAUACUGAUUGGAUGAUUCCUAUAGGAUUUUUUCAAAUAUACUUCAUUGUUGACAUUUGCGAUCCUCCCAACACUAACGAAGAUAUGUUUGAAAGUCUGAAUAAACUUCACGAUAAAGUUUCGCAUUACACUAAAGUGGAAAUAUUAAUAUUUAUGAAAAUAGGGAAAGAGUUUCUUCGACCGAAUGAUACCAGAACAAUGGAAAAUAACUGGAAAAAGAUGGAGAACAUUCGAGAUAUAGUGAUUAAAAACACGUGGAACAAAUUUAAAAUCUAUUUUCGUGGAAUUGUUCAGGAUCCUUUUGUGAUUGAUCAGAUUGAAGAGGGAAGUCGACUGAAUGCAUUCCCUGCAUAUUUACUUAAACAUUUCAGUUGUGUCGAAAAUCCUGCAGAAAUAUUGGUUUAUGGUGUAAAUCAGUUAUCUUAUGAGUUGGUUAGAUUGAAAUUUACUAAAGAUAACACCGAAGAUAAUUGUUUACUUUUAAAGAAGGAUCUGUUUGAAAGUAUGCAAGAUUAUAUAAAGUUAUAUCCCAGUUUAUAACUGCAUCUAUUGCUAAAUAAUGACACUAAAUCAUCCUUGCAAUGCAUUUGUAGGUGUAGUAAACAGUACACUGUUGAAUGAGAAAUUCAAACUGCACCAUAAAUUGACUUUUUUUGUCGAUAAAAAAUUAAAAAUUGCUAUUCAUUUUAAAAAUAUAUUUGAUGUGAAAUUCUAUUGUGUAACAACAUAAAAAUCAGUAAGCUUUCAUUAAAUUAUAUUUAAGAAUAGAUUAGUGAUUUAAAUACUUUUACUUUCAACAUUAUUCGGUGUUAGUUACUUGGUAGGCGAUAGCAACUAUUGAGUAGAAUGUAAAUCGAAUUAUA